GUGCAGCACCCGGUGGAAGCACCUCUUCAAGUACACCACCAUCCCCGUGGUGUCGCUUUGCUUCACGUGGUGGCACGUCUGGCUGGGCAUCAAAAUGUGCUUCUACCCGGUCAACUUCAUCGGUUGUUGCCCGCCCGUGUGUGGAUGGCAGGGCAUCGUCCCGCGGCGGGCGGAGAUCAUGGCCGCGCGGAGCUGCGAGCUCAUGAUCGGCGGGGCCCUCGGCGUGCCCGGGGCGCUCGCGCGCAGGGGGGGCACGCGGGAGCCUCGAGACGCCGGGCGAUCGCAGGCACGGAGCAAGGGGGGCGUGGAUAUUGGCGACGGUAAAUGCGAGUGGAACGCGAAGCUUCUCCAGCAGAAGAAGGUGUGCUCGGGCUGUGGCACAACAGUCGAGCUCUACGCGAGGAAGAAGAAAGUCUCCUUCCAGCGGGACACGUUCAACUCGGACGACGAGUUCUUGGACGCCUGGCGCGCCGCAAACUUCGUGAAGGCCGACCAGAGCGAGUCCAUGGAGUACUUAACCUCGCUCGUGACCCUCCUUGGGAGCAAUGGCUGCAGGCAUUACGAGACCCUGGUGGUUUCUGAAGUGCGCGAGAUCUUCAGGACCAUCAGAGUUGCAGCAGAAAUGGAACCCUUACCGCCGAUCCAGGUCGAUCAGAUCUAUGCCAGCGCCAAGGCCAUGAAGGCUAAGGCGGGCAUGGGCGUGGACAUGCUGUCCCCAGUGGACUUCCAGCGGCUGCCAGGCCCAGCGAUCGCGGAGCUUGCGGCGGGGGCCAGUGCCAACGAGGUCAGUCGGAGCGCCGGACCCGAGCUUGCGUUGACCCGGGCCAUCCCCGAGGAGAGCUUCUUCCGCGAGCUGCAGCCCGUGCUCGUCGCCACCACCGCCGCGGUGCUGGAGCGCCUCGCGCGGAGCCGGUGCCCGCAGAUCUGGCAGACGCUGCCGGCCUACGUCAAGGAGGAGCUCAAGUCAAAGGUCCUCGAGAUGGCCCCCACGAUGUUCGAGCCAGUGCUCAACGACAUCAAGGCGAACAUCAACACCAUCGUGGACGUGAAGCAGAUGGCCAUCGAGAUCCUCAUCGAAAAUAGACGGCUGUUGGUGGAGAUGUUCCAGCAGAUCGGGGCCAGGGAGUUCACUUUCAUCCAGCACUUCUCGGUGGGCCCGUCUGCAGACCCAGUAGUAGACAGGGCCCGCUCCGACAAGUGCAGGGAAGGUGGAUGCCAGCUGCCGCACGUGGGGCACAUCGGCGUGGCGGCGAGGGCAUGUACCCUGGACAGGCCUGACGCUCGGGGUCCUUCGGUCCUGUGGUGCUGCCUCGGCAGCUGGCAGCUGAGCGCGACCUGCCCCUUGGCGGCGUGGGAGUCCCGAUUGCUGGCCGAGCCUGGCCCCGUGAGCUCCGCGCCGCAGGGGCGGGAACCGCCCCGUUCGAGCAACGCGUGGAGGCAGGGCCUGCGAGCAGGCUUCUCCUGGAGGGUGGGCGGCUUGGGCGGCGCCAGCGGUGCGGAGGCCGCGAGAGCCGGUUGGUGGAUGGUGUCCUGGGGCAGGAUCGCGGCGGUCGCGGGCGCGAUCCCUCGGUCGUUGGCGGGCUGGUCGACUGCCGCAAUGUUCCGUGGACCGCUGCUCGAGGCGAGUGAUGCGGUAUUCGGCGUUGACCAGGGCGGCCUCGGUGCCGCGGAGCUCGAGGGCAACCGUCUUGGCGACCCCGCCGGCUCGCAACACUCGCGCUCCAACGCAUCAGUCACCUUGGGCGACGCCGCAGGGCGGCAGAUGCCAGGAGUGGAGCAGAGGGCGACCUUCCGGGAUCGACGGAGCGUCACAGGGUCCAUGCAGAUCGGGAGGCUCGGCGGGAGCAGGCCGCCCCUCGACCUCUCGGCCUCUCGGCAGGCCCUGCGAGCCGGCAGGUUCAUCCUCGGUGCCUUCCAGAUGUGCUUGUGGAUGAUAAUCAACUCGACCGGCACCGAGGACGAGUGCAAGACGCACGCGGGGUCCAGCAAGUUCCACUGCUGGGCCGGCUUCGUCGUGCUCCCGGUCUCUGGCCUGAUCAUCGGGUAUCCGCGGGGCCAGCGCCGCUUUCGGCGCGCCUCCAGACAAGUUCUAGAGGGCUCGAAAGCAUCCUGCAGGGAAUCGGUUUCUGCUGCGAGCGGGAGGGCGGACCUGACCAACUGGCUGGGCAUAAACCUGAUCUUCAAGCCUGUGUGGCCCCACCUCUACUGUGGCGGCUACGUCAACUUCCAGGGCGUUUUCCUGAAGCGGCAGAAGGAGGUGUCUCAGCAGAUGACGCAAAUGAUCUGCAGCAAGCUGGUCACUGCUCGAAAGAUGCUGGAGUACGUGGUCAAGAGAGAGGAGAUCCUCAAGAUGGUAGAGGAUCUUUUCAAGAAGCACGUCGAGGAAGCCAUGAACACGCAGACCAACGCAGUGCGGCCCCUGGGAGAGCCCCUUCCUUCGCAUGCGCUGGGGAGAGGCGUGUUCUUGUAG
Molecule: messenger RNA, 2470 nt
Organism: Prorocentrum cordatum
Lineage: Eukaryota; Dinophyceae; Prorocentrales; Prorocentraceae
Source: the annotation of a GenBank genome assembly